AUGAAAACUUCUGCAAUGAGUAAUCGUAAGUCAAAGGGGAGCAGUGAAACGAAGGGAGAGUGCAUUUCACAGGUGCAAAAAAUUCUACGUGAGAGAUUCUGUCACCAUUAUGCUACUGGAAAACUGUUUGGGCUUGAACAUCAGCACAGACACCUGCUGGAACUGCUGAAACGAACUGCAGUGCAUGGAGAAAGUAAUUCUGCCCUCAUUAUUGGACCCCGAGGAUCAGGAAAGACUGCGUUAUUAAAUCAUGUCUUAAAAGAGCUUAUGGGAAUGAAACAACUUAGAGAGAACCUCUUGCAAGUUCAUCUGAAUGGGCUUCUUCAGACGAAUGAUAAAGUGGCCCUGAAGGAGAUCACCAGACAGUUGCACCUGGAAAACGUGGUGGGGGAUAAAGUUUUUGGCAGUUUUGCUGAAAAUCUUGCGUUCCUCCUUGAAGCUCUAAGGAAAGGAGACCGAACGAGCAGUUGUCCAGUUCUGUUCAUACUGGAUGAGUUCGACCUGUUUGUUCAUCACAAGAACCAGACGCUGCUCUAUAACCUCUUUGACAUAUCCCAGUCAGCACAGACUCCGGUGACGGUGGUUGGCCUUACGUGUAGGCAG
Messenger RNA from Leptosomus discolor (cuckoo roller), 603 nucleotides. The record is from RefSeq and is a predicted model, not a curated record. NCBI's taxonomy places the organism in Eukaryota, Metazoa, Chordata, Aves, Leptosomiformes, Leptosomidae.